AUGGUCAGCACCGUCUUGGGCCUGUCUCUCAAGCAGGUCUCACUCGCCGUGCUCACUCUUCAGAACACAGCUCUUGGCGUCGUGAUGCAUCACAGUCGUGUAUCUGCUCCUGUCGGCAAAGCCUACUUCUUUCCCACGGCUGUGCUCCUCACAGAGCUGCUAAAGUGCAUCAUAUCGUUUGCCAUUGCCGCCCUCUCUAUACCCACCUCGAGCGACUCGCUUCCAAUGCCAUCAGGCUCACACAAGGCACCGACUUCCAAGCGCAAAUACUCGGCUUCUGAGCACGACGUACUACAGCCGCUACGAUCCGACGCCUCUUGCUCGCGUCUGGCUCACUCGAAGCUCAAUCUGGUGCUAGAUCAGGUUACGGCCCAAGACUAUUGGAAACUUUCCAUUCCUGCCUUCCUCUACGUCCUCCAGAACAACCUGCAGUACAUUGCCGUCUCCAACCUCGAACCGCCCGUCUUCAUCUGCGCGUAUCAGAUGAAGAUCCUCACUACUGCCUUCUUCAGCAUUGUUCUUCUUCGCAAAAAGAUCGGCAUGUGGCAAUGGCUUUCGCUCGGAAUGCUAGCCAUAGGUGUCGCCAUCGUACAGAUACAGAGCAAGUCAGUUUCCGGUCUGGUGCCCUUCGAGGUUCACACUCACGGUUAUGGCCACGUAUCUGCCGGUCCCGCCGCUGAUCUACCCCCUCCGCCACCACCACCUCCCUUCGAUUCGCAUCGUGCCCCACCCCCCGAACGUCUACCAAGCAUCGGCUCCUUCCUCUCCGGCUCCGACACCAAGGACUACGACCGUCUGCCUCCAUCCUCACCUUCUUUUCCCGGCUCGCGCAUAUCCAUGAGUAUGGAGGAGAGCGCAAGAGCUGACAAGCCAAUGCAGCCCAUUCAAGGCUUUCUCGCCGUCAUUGCUGCAUGCUUCACCUCGGGUCUCGCUGGCGUCUAUUUCGAAAUGGUGCUCAAGACCUCUGAUGCCAAUCUUUGGGCCAGAAAUGUGCAGCUUUCCGCCUGGUCCCUUCUUCCCGCUGCGCUCCCUGUCUUCCUAGAGAUGGUCCGUCAUGGCAUCGACUCGCCCUUCUUGCAUUUCGGCGCGAGCGCAUGGGCCACCGUGGUGCUUCAAGUCACCGGUGGUCUGGCCGUCGCCAUGGUCAUCAAGCACGCUGACAAUAUCUUGAAGGGCUUCGCGGUCAGCUUCAGCAUCGUGCUCAGCUUUGGCUUCAGCGUCGCCUUCUUCAAUUUCCCAUUUACCGCUCCCUUCGCUGCAGGUGUGACACUAGUCAUCUUGAGCACACUCUCCUAUUCUCGUGCGCCCAUGAAAAGGCUUACAAAAGCUCCAUCUACUUGGGCCACCGUGACAGACGCUGCGUCGUCCUCAGCAACUUCUUCCUUCCGCGACAAGACUAGGUUGCUCCGAGACUGA
Mycosarcoma maydis (corn smut) is the source of this 1416-nucleotide messenger RNA. RefSeq lists its product as uncharacterized. The transcript has a single exon. Gene Ontology annotation, cellular component: Golgi membrane. The record is from RefSeq and is a predicted model, not a curated record. Gene Ontology annotation, biological process: pyrimidine nucleotide-sugar transmembrane transport. Gene Ontology annotation, molecular function: UDP-galactose transmembrane transporter activity. NCBI's taxonomy places the organism in Eukaryota, Fungi, Basidiomycota, Ustilaginomycetes, Ustilaginales. The coding region runs from base 1 to 1416 and encodes 471 amino acids.